AUGGCACCACCAGAGUCAGUAGCAUUCUCUGGAGCAGACAACUUUGUUUGUGGGACAUGUGGUAAAAAGUACAAAUCUCGCGACUCUCUAACCCGGCAUCGACAUAACCACGAAGGCGGCCCCCAUCAUGUCUGUCCGAUAUGCCAUUUGAACUUCCGGCGGCGCGACCUCCUCCAGAGGCAUUCUCGGAUCCACGACUCCGAAGAUGGACGAAGACGGGGUCAACGAGCCUGCGCUCGCUGCAAAAAGGCCAAGGCAAAAUGCUCCGGAGGCACUCCAUGCUCAUCGUGUCUCAACGCCGAUCAUCCGUGUUCGUACGAGCCCGAUAGCGAGACUGGACGCUUAAGUCGAAGGAACUACAUAAAAGAGUCGAAAUCUAGGCAGAUAUCAGUCGGCCGCUCUGAAACCAGCCCGGUAGGGACGAUAAGGAGUGAUACUCCUAGCUCGAAUUCAGCACUCAUAGAUCAACUCACCUCUCCAAUUGGACCCUGGGAGCUGUCAGGUUCCGAUUUCUCUUCGAGUUCGGACUUUCUUUCCAGUACGCAAAGGCUCGAAAUCGCAAGCGACUCCCUAGAUGCUGUCAUGGAAGAUAUAUGGCAUUCAGGGAAUUGGUUGGAACCGACCGGCUGGCCUUGGCGCCAUGAGGACCUGUAUGCUCAGCCAAAUCUCCUACUUGAUUUGGAGCACCCUGUGGAACCAACUCCAGAAGCCCUUUCUCUGGCCGUUGGACCCUCCCAAUUCCGCCUGGGAGCGACCUCUCAGAGAAUUGUUCCUAUCACCGAUAUCUCACACGUGGCUCGAUCCCUAUUACCGGUAGCACUGCCCCUCAACGAAAGUCAAACUCCAUUCUCCCCUUCUCUUCCUAGUGGGAUCCCGUCCAAGCCCGGGAAUGUGGAGAAAUGGGCAUCUACGAUCGAGCAGCUGAUCACCUUUGCUUUCAAUCAUUCGUCAACAGCUGCAUCGCGGAACGUGGAGAAACGAUCUCGAUUCUGGAAUUCAAUGUCGGCCACGGUGGCUGGGGUAUUUGGCAUCAACCAGUCCAUAUUGGCAGAGUCAGAUAUGCCUCAUCUCUUGCACCACUUUGUUAAGCUCUACUUUACAAGGUUCCAUGCUCUUUGGCCGCUAUUCUGGGUUCGCGGAUUCAAGUGCGACCUUGCACCACCUGUUCUAUAUUUGACACUGGCUUCCAUUGGAGCCAUGUACAGCGAGCGAUCGGGGAACAUCUUCGGACUGCACUUGCAAGACGCCCUGCGACGAGCUUUGGUCACAGCACCUUUGGAAGAGGAUCAGGACGAAUCUUUGAACUGGAUUCUUCAAUCCAUGUUAUUGACCAUGGUGGGAUCGUUAUAUUUCUGUCAAAAGCAAGGAUUCUCAAAUGCGCAGCACCUAGGAAGUAUCCUGAUCGCUCGGGCUCGCAAGAUGAAUGUCUUCAGCGAGUCGCGCCGGACAAAACGGCCCUAUGACGGAAACAGCGAAGAAAAUUACAUAUGCUCGGAGCUACCAACGGAUGCAUGGAUACGCUCGGAACUCAAGAAGAGGCUGGCGUUCGGUAUCUUACGAGCUGACAUAUUCUUAAGCAUCUUGCUCGACACCAAGCCUACGCUCUCAUCAGAAGAAAUCAAUCUUGAACUCCCCUGUCCGGACGAUACGUGGACCAGUGGAUCUUCCAAAUACGAUCAAGGCACCAGCCAGCUGUGGCAAUUACGGCGCCCGAGCGGCCUAUAUUUCUCGGACCUCGUGCGGAUUGCAAUGGAGUAUGAUGAGACUCUUCCGUCUCUUCACUUUGCUGAUAACGGCUUGAUUCUCGUUGGUCUUCAAGAGUCCGUUUGGAGAUUUUCACACGAUGCAGACAUGGCUCAUCGAUUGACCGGCAUUGACGACCUAAUCUCGAUACCACGAGCAUUGACAUCGGCACCAAUCAGUACCUCUGCCCUGGAGCCUCAGUCGCUCACACAAACGAUUCGACGGAUGAGCAACCUCCGCGAGGACUUCAACAGGACUAUCAGCGCCUUAUCACGAUGGAACCAAUCGUUCACCAGCAAUCAACCCAUACAGCCCAACAUGCGCACCCGCAGCACCCUCCUCGCCGCCCGGUUGCUUUACCACCUCAGCUUCCUGCGCCUCCGCGCCGACAUCCGUAGUCUCCACCUCCUCUCCUACGAAAUCGGCGGCAACCAGUCCUCCGCCUACCAAACCUCCGUCGAGCGCACCUACAAAUGGGCCAAAUCCGAAUCCGCCACCCAAGCCCUCGACCACGCCAUCGCCAUCUGGCGUCUCCUAUCCGAGGAAUCUACCCUGGACGAGACCGUCCGCGCGCAGUUCAACCUCAUGGCGCUCAUCGCGCUUCAUCAUGCCGCGGUCGUGGUCUGGGCGCUCGCGGGCAUCCAGUCUGAUUCUGAUCCUAUGAAUCAUCAAUUGAACCAGUAUCGAAGUCCAACUGGGCUUCCCAUUUCGCGGGCAUAUAGUCCGCAACUGCUUGGCAGCUUUGCGGAGCUGUUCAAGGCCAUCACGCCGGCAUGGACGGUGUUUUCGAGCUUUAGUGAAACCGCAUGGCGUAUGGCAAAAAGGUCCUUUCCCAUUCCAUCAUCUGUGGAGGAGCUAGUGUGAAGUUAUGAUUUCGAAUCGGUGAUGCUGUGCGAGACCGUGGGAGUGAUUUAUCCUAGAUGACCUCCCCUAAUGUCGUUCGUGGUGGCUGUCCAGGGGAAAAUGUUCGCCAGGCGAGUGAGAUAAUUUUUUCGGAUAUCUGUACUGUAAGUUCUACGUCGCUCUCGCAACGGCUAGUUAACAGAACUAUGAAUGUCAAUAUAAAGUUAUACACUAUUGCUCAGGGGGUGGAUGUGACAAUUCAAUUUUCCGGUUUUCGAUACCGAGCACACUACGGCAAUUAGCGGC
Messenger RNA from Eremomyces bilateralis CBS 781.70, 2892 nucleotides. RefSeq lists its product as uncharacterized. The transcript has 3 exons. Gene Ontology annotation, molecular function: DNA binding; DNA-binding transcription factor activity, RNA polymerase II-specific; zinc ion binding. NCBI's taxonomy places the organism in Eukaryota, Fungi, Ascomycota, Dothideomycetes, Eremomycetales, Eremomycetaceae. Gene Ontology annotation, biological process: DNA-templated transcription; regulation of DNA-templated transcription. Bases 1 to 2607 code for a protein of 868 amino acids. The record is from RefSeq and is a predicted model, not a curated record.